This is a messenger RNA of Gryllus bimaculatus (two-spotted cricket), 4212 nucleotides long. Lineage: Eukaryota; Metazoa; Arthropoda; Insecta; Orthoptera; Gryllidae. The record is from the annotation of a GenBank genome assembly.
AGCGCCGUGUCGGGAGGUGGUGUGUGAGUGGGCGCGCGGUCUGUUGAAUCCAGCGCGGUGCGGCGACCGCCGCCGUUCGUGAUGCGAGAGUGACACCUCGACCUAACCCGCGCUACCACAUCCCUCGAGCGCGCGACUCCGUGCUGCAUCCGGGUGAGCAUCCUGAGCGUUGGCCUUUCUGUGAGACUGCUUCGCGGAACUUAAGUGCGGCGUGCUUCAUGUGUCAAGUGGCGGUGCUGUAAGGAAGACAGCAGGUCUCCGUGGACCCGGCGAUUUGUUUGCGCCGCCCGGGUCGUUUCUUCUGCGAAGAGGAGGAAUUGCCUGGUGAAAAAUGAAAUCUGGAUCUCCAACGAACAUGUAUGCCUCAUGUCCUCAUCUGGAUGAUUCUCAUGACACAAAACAUGAUAAAGAAAUGUCUUUGGAAGAUAAGGCUGUCCAUGAAUUAACUGCCAAAUAUGACAGCUAUCAAGGAUUAAUGCAGCAACGACGUUUAUCCUCAGUUGAUGGAAGUGAAACUGCCAGUAGUGCUGGUGCUGAAUCUACAGAAGCAGCUGGUCAAGUGUCAGAUCAUGAGCGAAUGCAAGUUGAAAUAUUUUUUCGGAGUCUAAAAACUCAGGUAUUUGUUUGUGGCUCCCUUGCAAAUUUAUAUGUUGGAUCUACAGCUUCUGAAGGUGACUGGGAAUUGAAGCACACUGGAAUACCUGUCUUGAUUCUGGACAGUGGAGAAGCUCGAUCACGUGAUAAACGUCGCAUACAGAUUUUGUUGGCUGAACGAGGAACAUGUUUCACUCUUUGGAGGGACACAAUUGACAAUCUUACAUCAUACCGAGUGGCCGGUCAUGCAUUUCACACUAUGCACUUGUCAUCUGAUCACUCAUGCUUAAUUGGCUUUAGCUUUGACAGUGUUUCUGCAGCUGCAGAAAUGUGGAACCAUGUUGAGAAGCUCACAUCUUCUCCAGAAAACAUCAGUUUGUCAGUUCCUGGGCGCCGUAAUCGCAAACCUCGACGUGCUCCUAAACCACAACCACUACCAAAUAAGUCCAACAUAUCUCAGCCAUGCUGUUUUCAACAUAUUACAAGUGUUGAUGCUGGUGAUAGGUCACGAUAUUUCUCAUUGCAAACUCUUGUUCCUGUAUUUUCAACUCAAAAUAAGGAGCAAGGAACAGAGCUUUAAGAAUACUAAGACUGAUAUACUACAGACAUUAAGAAAUUAACACUAUUUGUUUUAAUCAGAACUAAGGAAAGUGAGUUUGUAUAUUAUGGGAAUACUGUUCAUUAAAAAUACUAUUGUUGAGCUUAUUUGCAAUAUGUAAUUGGCAGCUAUAAAGUGUCUUGAUAAUUUUUUUUUCUUUUCACAAAUCAGUACUAUCGGAUAUUUCAUACAGAUCAAAUACCAAUUAAUGUACAAAGUAUAAAACGGCAAAAUUUUGAAUAAUGCUCAGAACAUUAGUAAUGAUCUGUGAACUGUUCUCUCUGAUAUGAUUUUUUCACUUUCCACUUUAAAAAUAUGUUUUUCAGAGAGAAAUUACUUUGAAGUCAUCAUAAAUUCUGUGUUGCAAUCCUAGCAAUUCCAAUGGCUUUACAUUUGGAAUGUUGGUAGUAGACAACUGAGAACAAUUUUCCUGCAAGUUUAUUUGAGAUGAUUGUGCCAUUCUCCAGAUUUGAUACCCCUUGUACCAGGGAUGUGGACAUAUCGUUUGCCAAUUUAGUAGCACUAAUCAUGUGGUAUUUAAUUCAAUGUAAAUAAACAUUCCUUUAUUGGAACUACGUAAGAAACUUUUCAUAUUAAUUUCCAAUUCUCUCUGAAGGUAAGACAUGAACAUUGAAGAGAGAAGACAUGUUGUAAUGAUUGCUGAUUUCAAGGUGUGGUAUUGUAGUUACAAAAAUGUGUGUCUCUUCAAUUAUAAAGAAGAUGUUGAAAAAAAAAAAUUAAAUUAUAUUGUGAUAAGAAAAGAAUGUUAUGAAAAAAUAUGUGAAGUAUUUUAUGUUCAAAAUAGUGGACAAAUGUAGCCCAAAUCUAGUUUUCUUUUAAAGAAUUUAUUAAGAAAAUUCCAUGAAAGGAGAAGAUUGGAAUACAGAAAUGAAAUGGACAUGAUGAUAUUGUAGUUAUUUCUUUCAUGAUGGAUAGAAAUUAGAACAAUUUUGCACUGAAGAUUUUGUGUGAAAAGUGUUAAACAGUAAGAAAAAAUAUCUAUUAUUCUUUAAAAAAUAAUGAACAAUUGAAUUAGAAAAUCUUGUUAUUAUACUGUUAUAAGGUAUAUUUUUUUUAAGUAUAUCAGCAAAGAUGUAAGAUAUUGUCCUUAGAAAAAAGGGAAUUUAUUUUGAUGUUUGUGACUGAUGCAAGUGUAGGUGCUUAUAUUGUGCAGAUUAUUUUCUGGAAAUGGAAAUGUAAUUUAUGAAUUAACCCAAGACACUGUGAGCUGAUUGACAAGUGUAUAGAUACUGUGAAAUAACUGACUUAGUUAUCUUACCAGACUGCUUUAAAAGAAGAGUCACAUCAUUAAUUGCAAAUUUUGAUGUGAUUGCAGAGGCCUUAUGUGUGAAUUAUUUCUAACAUGAAAUUAUGUCAUUUAGGAAAAUAAUUUGGUCAUAUUCUGUCAUGUAACAUAUAUUUCCAAACGAAAGUUCUGCUUCAAAUUUUUCUUCUGUAUUUUGUGUUUUGAAAUAUUUAAUUCUGAAGAAUUUUGAAAAUAUGAAUUUGUAAAGAAUAUUAUAUUAUAUGAACAAUGACAAAAUGAAAUUUAUUUUAAGAUUAUUUGUGUACUUAUGUUACAAGCAGUUCAUAAGAUGAAAUAUCUUGAGAGAUGAUUUUUAAUACUAUUUCAGGUAAUUUCUAAGGUAUCUGCUCUUCAAAAUUAUAGAAUCUCUCUUGCUAUUAUGUGACUGGAUGCAUUCUCUGGCAUUGAAAAGAUUUCAUCUUUCCUUUUUUCUUCAUUAAUUUUCUUCAUAUAAAUUGCCCCAUAUAAAUUGCCAUGAAAAGCAACCUCCAAAAAAUAUGUAUUUAUAUAAAAUUAUUUCCUCAAUUGUUGAGGAAUCCCUUUUAGUAUGAAAUGUGUUAGUAGAGUCUAGAACACUGUGAAAUACAUUUGUUAGUCUAUGUUGUUUAUAAUGGCAUUAUCAGUUUUAUGAUUCAAAUAAUUUAUUAGUAAUAUAAUAAAUCAAUUUAUUUGCAAUCUAAUAUUGCCAAAGCUUAGUUACAUACAUUAUUUUCAUUAUGUGAAAUUUAAAACAUUCUUAAAGCAAAGAAAAUAGUUCAAAAUUUAAUAUAAAGAAAAACACACUUUAACAUGUUUAAAGCCAUUUGAUUUACAGAAUUUGAGUGUAGUGAUAAUCUAAUAUAAUUACCAAUAGAAAAUACUUCAAAUGGCCUUGGCAAAAAUUAACAGUAUUUACAAUUCAAAAUGGAAAUGUCUAUUUAACGAUGUUUCUUAGUGACCUACUUUCCUGCGAGAUCUUUCAAUAGCAUCUCUCUUCAAACUUGUAACUAUUUUAGAUUUACUGGAUAUCUUUUAUAUGCAGACACACAGAUAUAUUUGCAUUCCUUUCCAUGCAUAUUGUAUUUUUUAAAGAUUUUCUCUGCCACAUGAUGUAAAACCACUCUGUAAUACUGGAUAAAAUAUUCUAACACUUUUAUUUUAAGCAUUAUUGCUUAAAAUUAGGACAAACAAAACUAUAAAAUACCAAAUGUAUUGUAAUAAAAUUAUAUCAAUAUUUUAAUUUGUUUUCUGAAGUUAUAUUUGUAUAAACCAAAGAUUAGACAUGUUAUUUUUACAAUUAUUACAUCAAAAUUUGAACUGAUACAUGACUUUGGAUUUAUAUCCAUUGUACAUUCAAAAGAUUUACAGAUCCUACAAACCUAAUUUCAUUUAUGCUAUGAAACAUUUUGGAAUUGGAAAUAUUUGGCAUCCUUGUUUUUAUAUGAAGAAUUCUACUUAAUUUAAUCAAUCAACAUUAUUUGUUCUAUCAUUGUAAUAUCAUAUAUUGACGUGUGUAAGUUAAAAAUUAAUAUGCUUAAUUUGCUGAAUGUUGUUUCAUAUUGAGAAUAUAGAGCAACAUUGUUACAUUUUGUUUUAAUGUACAUUAAGAAUGACAUGCUGCCAUCAGCAAAAUAUAUUAUAUGUCACUGAGUCUUGUAGAAAAUCAUGUAGAAAACUUGUUCACCCAUUUAAUUAAUGUAUGCUUGUGUUUCUUAAAUAAAGCAAAGAAAACUUU